AUGGCGAUCCAGUAUCGUGCAGCAGACACUGGCAGCGACAGCUUCUUUCGGAGAAAGAUUCUUCGUUCAAUCCAACAGCAAAGCUCUGGGCAGGCCAAGCUCUGUACUUUCCGAGUCACCCGGAGAGCAGUUGCGAGCUCGGACGUGCGCCUGCAGGUCGAGGAUCAGGAGAUCCUCCAGACUACUCCGAUCCUCCGAUUCUUUGAUCUUCCGAUCCUCUGGGGGAAGGAGAGAGGUUCCGAGUCCUGCCCAAAUCGGUGA
Penicillium daleae is the source of this 261-nucleotide messenger RNA. RefSeq lists its product as uncharacterized. The record is from RefSeq and is a predicted model, not a curated record. The transcript has a single exon. Bases 1 to 261 code for a protein of 86 amino acids. Lineage: Eukaryota; Fungi; Ascomycota; Eurotiomycetes; Eurotiales; Aspergillaceae.